AUGGAAUUCUCCUGGAAAGCUAGCUUGGUAAAAUUGGCUGGCUCCACUGAGGUAGCAACUCAUCAGGUUUCGUAUAACCAAUUUAUUGCCUUGUUGCGCGAGGGAAAAGUCAGAGAUGUGUAUCACUUCUCUGCGGUCAUGGCGGAGGGAAAUAACACAGGGACUGAUCUGGCAUUAGUUGAGUCAACACUCCCUGCUGUUGGUAAAGAAAAAAUUGAAUACUUAGGAAAUUUGGUGUCUGCAAAUGGUGUCCAAGCCGACCCUACCAAGAUAUCCGCCAUGUUGGAGUGGCCUACACCCACUUCACUUAAGAAACUAAGAGGGUUCCUCGGCCUUACAAGUUAUUAUAGAAGGUUUGUCUCUCACUAUGCCUCAAUUGCGUCACUAUUAACAGAGCUCUUGAAAAAGGAUAAUUUUCAUUGGAUAGUUGUUGCCGCUUUUAAAAACUCAAGAAAGCCAUGA
This is a messenger RNA of Humulus lupulus (European hop), 462 nucleotides long. RefSeq lists its product as uncharacterized. The record is from RefSeq and is a predicted model, not a curated record. The coding region runs from base 1 to 462 and encodes 153 amino acids. Lineage: Eukaryota; Viridiplantae; Streptophyta; Magnoliopsida; Rosales; Cannabaceae. The transcript has 2 exons.